Molecule: messenger RNA, 354 nt
Organism: Hibiscus syriacus
Lineage: Eukaryota; Viridiplantae; Streptophyta; Magnoliopsida; Malvales; Malvaceae
Product: probable calcium-binding protein CML28
Exons: 1
Coding region: 44-292 (82 amino acids)
Molecular function (GO): calcium ion binding; enzyme regulator activity
Source: RefSeq, a predicted model, not a curated record
UUGCUCAUUUAAAAAAAAACAAAAAACAAAGGGUAGAAAAUAAAUGGAUGAUGAAGAGAAGGCUAUCUUCGAUCGCAUCUUCAAGCGUUUCGACAAGAAUGGGGAUGGCAAAAUCUCCUCAUCGGAGCUGGGAGAGGCACUGCAGACACUCGGCAGCGUAACGGAGGAAGAAGUGACGUCGAUGAUGUCGGAGAUCGACACCGACGGGGACGGUUACAUUUCGUAUCGGGAGUACAUUGAUUUUGCUGCUGCCAACCGUGGCCUCAUGAAAGAUCUGUCUAAAAUAUUUUAAUUCUUUCAUUUUUCAAGGUUUGGCUUUGUUGGGAGAUUUAAUCCUCUAACUCAAUGCUAUUU